UAAUAGUUAAGUAUGUAAAAGAAAUAACACUUACUCUUAUCACAAAUACAGCAAAAAUGAUUUUCAAAUAUCACAAAGUGUUUUGAAUCCACAAAUUAAACCAUCCAAAUACAAUGAAAUAGUACCGGAAUUCGCAUCUACCAUAUUAACACUCAAGAAUAGCUAGCUUCCAAAAUGAAGACCAAGUACGAUCCGCCAACUACCACCUUUCCCUACAAAAUAAAGAACAGACUGAACUUGCUUAGUAUACCUAGGAAGCAAGUUAUAGUAGAUAGCUCCGAGGGUAUGCCCGCCUUAAGUACGACUGGAGUGAGGAAGUCUGCUCUACGAGGACGAAUCUCGGACCGAGUCAACGACGCUGCAUUACCCUACAUACGACGGUUGAUGAUGCUAAAACGACAAUACAAAAAAGUAUUCCCACUUGAACGAUUGGAAAAGAUAGACCACUUGAUCGAACAGGGUAACAUCACUAUAUAUUCCAAGUUGGCGAAUUGCGUAAUCGAUCUCAAAAAGCAGGACACGAAGGACACUAAAAAGAAGAAGUCAUGGACUGAGAACGAUUGGAAGAAACAUAUGGACUACAUAGGCCAAAUCGCUGGUCCGAAGAGAGUCUUCCCACCACCGCCUGUUGAGCGAGGGCAGAAAGUGGCACUAGAAGAGCUCUUGUAUAGAAUAAACCAAAUAUCGUGGUUGCCGGAAUUCAAGUUGUACAAGAGAAUAUCGCAGGAAGAUUGGUAUAGGAAUCCUACUAAGGUUUCCCCAGCAGCUAUGAAAUACGUGAUAACAGACAACAUGAAGAAGUUGGCAGCACCUAAAAAGGAGUUCACAGACAUGUGAAUGGUUAAAACAUACGUGACAAGAGACAAUCACAAAAAAAAAAGUAAAUGUUAUAAUGAAUAUCGCAUUUAACUAACCUAAAAACGAAUGCCAAAAUGUAUUAGAAUCAAAAUGGCAUUAAAAUAUUUCGGAAGCUAGCUGAUCUCGAGAAAAGGCAAAUUUAUUUAAGGCAAACUAUUACACAUACCUUAAAAUUUCUAAUUACAAAUAAUCAUUAACACGCUAGUUUAAUCAACAGUCAAAAUUGCAAGACUUAAAAAUGCAAAUUUAACAUAUUAAAUUAUUGACAUAAAAUAAAACCAAUUGUAUAAUAAAUUAGUGGAAACCACAAAUUAGAAAGUUAUGUGGAAACAAAGGGGCCCGAUAUAAACAUGGAGUGCUUAAAUCACCAGUAUCAAACGACUUGUUAAAAUUACCUGCUUUGAAAUACUAUAGAGGCAUUAUCAAUAUCAUUAUU
Hyposmocoma kahamanoa is the source of this 1294-nucleotide messenger RNA. RefSeq lists its product as uncharacterized. NCBI's taxonomy places the organism in Eukaryota, Metazoa, Arthropoda, Insecta, Lepidoptera, Cosmopterigidae. Bases 175 to 837 code for a protein of 220 amino acids. The transcript is spliced from 4 exons. The record is from RefSeq and is a predicted model, not a curated record.